AUGAUUUAUUCAAUCUUGUAUAUAAUAAAUUGUUUACAAGCCUUAUGUACAUGUUGUGAAUUGAAUGUAUCACCUUUAGUGAACUUUUGGAUUGAAGAAAAUAUUGAAAAAGGCACUUUUAUUGGCAGAUUAUCCGUGUCAUUAUCAUCAUCAUCGUCAUCAUCAUCAUUGACGCCAACAGAAACAAUGACAGCCGAUGCAUCAGCCUCAUUGACUGCUUUAUCUUCACAAGACUCAAAGUAUACAUCUUCAUAUACUUGUGUCUAUACAAGUCUAGCUCAACAGCCUAUUUCAAAUUAUUUUCACAUUGAUUCCAAUGAUGGUUCAAUAUAUGCACUGAGAAAAAUCGAUCGUGAAACAUUGUGUGAUGAACAUAAUUUAUUGGAACGUGUUAAAAAACAUACUGUACACAAGAUACUGAACAAUAAUACUGUUAAACCUGAUGCGAAUCAAUCGAAAUCGGGAACUUUCAAACAAACAAUGAGUAGAACAAAUAAUUCAAGAUAUUAUAGAAAUGUUAAUCAUGAAUUAGAUAUGAUCAAUCAACCAGUCACAACAAGUAGUGUAUGUCAAGUUAAAUUUCAAGUAUUAAUUAGUGAUACUACAGGAUUAAAAUCAAAAAGUAGCAUAUUACAAGAUGUACACAUAUCAAUAUCUGAUAUAAAUGAUAAUCAACCAAAAUUUGAUGUACAAAAUUUCUCAUUGAAAAUACCAGAAACUUCUCCAAUCGAUGCAGAGUUUCGUUUACCACAGGCAAUUGAUUUCGACACUGGUGUAAAUGGAAUAUCAGGAUAUCAAUUAGUUCCAUGUAUUCAUAGAGAGCAAAAUGAAAAAUAUGCAUUAUAUCCUUAUUCUUGUCAUAAGCCUAUGACAAAUUUAAAACAAACAUAUUCAAAUAUCAAUGUAUUUAUGAAUGAACAUGACAGAAAAUUAUCUACUGAAUAUAAUGAAGAUACUUUACAAAAACAUUAUGCUGGUGAUUAUUUCAUGCUAAAAAUGUAUUCACGAUCUAAUGGAAAACUACAACCAAUUUUAAAACAAAUUCAACGUCUAGAUAGAGAACAAUUUGAAUGGCUUUAUUUAUGUUUAAUCGCUGUAGAUGGUGGAGGUCAACAAGGGGCUACAUGUGGUUACAUUGAAAUUAUUGAUGCCAAUGACAAUGUACCCCAAUGGAUUGGUUUACCGUAUAAAGUAUCAAUCAGUGAAUGUGAACAAGACUAUCAACAAGCAUACAUCGAUAAUAGUAAUAACAAUAAUAAUAAUAACUAUAAUAUGUUUCGGUCACAACUACCAUCACUUCGAUAUUUGUAUACGUUAAAAGCAGUAGAUAUUGACAGUGGCAUAUACGGACAAAUAAGUUAUCGAUUAGCUCAAGAGAAUACUUUUGAAUCGGCGAAAACUCAUCAUCAACCUAAGGUAAUAAUUAAAGAGAACAAAUUAUAUCUACUUUCUAAACUAGACUAUGAACAAUUGACUAGAUUUGUUGUUUACGUUGAAGCUGUCGAUGGUGGUGGAUUAGUGAAUUUCACUGAAGUUGAAGUCACAGUUGAAGAUUGCAAUGAUCAUGCACCUACAAUCAUGUUAAUUCCAGUAAAGUCAUCAUUAUCACAUAGUGUCGGUAAUAAUUACAGUUCUUCUAGUCUAAGUAGCAAUGCUAAGAAUCUAUUGACAUCAUCUUCAGCUCAUACAACAGUAUCAGCAUUACCUGUUUCCAAUAAUUUGGAUUUAUUGUGGAUUGAGGAAGAGAAUUACGAUCAAAUUAAGCUGACGACAGUUAUGUCCUUUGAUCGUGAUAAAAAAGACAAUGGUCGUGUAACAUGUUAUCUAGAUAAAUCUGGACAAUUUGUCAAUAGUAUCGAUUACAGUCAAUUAUUUGAAUUAAUCCCGAAUCAACCUUCCAUUGGUGCCCUUAGUACAUCUGCUAAUAAGGCUUUAACUAAUGAUUUAUAUUCUAAUAUGACAUUGUCAGAUAAGCCAUCAAUAUUUAGUUUAUAUAAAAAAAGUGGAGUUAAAAUUGAUCGAGAAGAAACUGCAAAAUUAUUAAUUGAUAUUGUUUGUUCCGAUAAUGGAGAAGUCAAUCCACAAAUAACUAGACGAACUUUACAUAUUCUUGUUAAAGAUAUUAAUGAUAACAAACCAAAUAUUUUAACAACAACUAGUACUAAUAUUGCUACUGGAAAUUCAAAUGAUCCAUUCGAACAUUCAACUAAUGCAGGAAUGAAUAUAAACAAAGGAAAAGAUGAAAUAUCAUUUGUAAGUCAAAUAUUCAAUGUACCAGAGAAUGAACCAUUUGGUACAUAUGUUGGUACAAUUUUAGCUAAAGAUAAUGAUGAAGGCAUGAAUUCACAAUUAUUGUAUAGUUUUAUAUCAUUACCCAAUGACAAUAUCACUAAUGAAAUGAAUUCACAGAGUUUAUUUGAAAUUGAUAAAUUAACUGGUCGAAUUACAACAUGUAUUCCAUUAGAUCGUGAAACACAAUCAAGUUAUGUGCUAAAUGUUCAAGUCAUGGAUUCGGGGCUACCGUCAUUAUCAUCAACAGCUAAAAUACAAAUCAAUGUAGCUGAUGUGAAUGAUGUGCCACCAGUAUUUGAAACUACAGAUCCUAGUGGUCGAAUUAUAUUUGAAUUAACUGAAUCCGUCGGGAAUCGUCGUGUACAUGGUCGAUUAGUUGGACGUCUUAAAGCAUAUGAUAAUGAUUUAGGCUCAAAUCAAACUAUUCGUUAUGCGCUGGUGAAUGGAUCACUUUCACCAAUUCAUUUACCAGUAACUUAUCGUGUCACAUUAGAUGGUCAUAUUUAUGCAGAUGGAAUUAUGGAUAGAGAAGUGUUCCGUGAGCAUCAAUUCACUGUAAUAGCUUAUGAUGCUGGACCAAUAAAUCAACAACUGACUAGUAGUGCAUUAGUUUUAAUUAAAUUACUUGAUUUAAAUGAUAAUCCACCUCAGUUUAUCUAUCCAUCAACUUCUGUAUCAAAUAAAAUUCCAUCAGAUUUAAUUAAUAUGACAUUGGAUACAUUACCAGGUACUAUACUCUAUUCUAUACAAGUAACCGAUUUAGAUGAACCAAAACAUACAAAAUUUAAUUUUACAUUACAUUCAGCACGUUUUCUAUCGGAUUAUUUCUCAUUGAAACCAAAUGAAGUGCAUAUAUCUGAAGCGAAUAGUUAUAGUGAAGCAAGUGCUGAUUUAAUUCUAGUCAAUUCAUUAACACAACUAUUACCAACAUAUACUGCCGGUAGUAAUAAGUAUACAGCAAUGAAUGAAUUUAAUGUAAACAUGAAAUCAAACCAGGAACAAACUACUUCAUCGAUUUUAUCUUCAUCAUCAUCAUCAUCAUUGAUAACAACUAACAAUAAUUACAAUAAUCAACAUUAUCCAAUAGAAUAUUUUUUGUAUAUAAUUGUAAAAGAUAAUGAUAAAGAGACAGGAUUUACAUCAACUGCACGUUUACGUAUACAUGUGUACACUGAUCAUACAAUGACACUUUCUGCCGCAUUACCAUCGAAUAGUAUAAUAACACGUAAACAAAAAGCAUUCAAUUCAUCCGCUUAUUCUGAAUCAAGCAUAUUAACUAAUUCUGAAAUGUAUAAAAUGAAUGCGGACAGUGUGUACAAUGAUGAACGAUUCAAUUCAUAUACAGCGGAAUUAUUCAAAGAUAAUACACAAUUAUUUCAAAAUAAACUUACUACUCAUAAUAAUAACAAUCAUAAUAACAAUAAUAGUAAUAUGACUAUUCUAUUAAUUGUAUCUAUUAUUAUUAUUUGUAUGUUUAUUGGAGUAUUUUGUUCUAUAGUAAUUUUUUAUAUUCGUGGAAAUAUUUCUCAUUGUCAAGAAGUGAAUCAGCCUAGAUCAUCAGAGUUAUAUACAACAACACAAACAACAAGUCCAGAUAAUUGGUCAGUCGGUGAAUUAAGUGAACAAUGUAAAGUUCCAUCAAGUUGGGAAACAAUAAAUUGUAAAGAUUUGUUAGUAAAUUUACCCAAUGGUGAUGUCAACACACUGAAUAAUACAAACCAAACUUAUGUUUUAACUUCAUCGACAAAUUAUCCCAACUCUGAAAGAUUGAAUACAAUGCCACUGACAUUCACUCCAGUAUUGAAUCGAAGUCAUAAAGUCAAUUUUAUUACUACUUGUUCAGCAGAUACAAGUGGAAGACAAACUUCACUCGAUACAACAUGUACACCAAACAACCAGCAUUACGAUCUUCAAACAAAUCGAGAAUCUGCACAUCAUGACUAUUGCCGUUUACCAACAAGUAUAGUCACUUCCAAUGAAACUUCUAACAGGGAAACACACAAUACUUAUCUGGCUCCUUAUUACCAAGAACUUUAUUAUCCAACAUUAAAACCAAAUUAUAAAUCUAUCUUACGUUCACAAGGACCAUGUGUUUCAACAUCAAUAAAUACCCAAAAAUUUUCAAAUUCCAAAACUGAUCAAAUAAACCUCAACACAUUACAAAAACCUACUGUACCAAAUAAAAGUGUUAAGCUGAGAACAUUUAUUCGUUCGAAUUCAAUGAACAAGAAUAAUAUCGAUCAUACAAAUAUGGCAGACAUGAAUUAUGAAGAUCCAUUAAAAGAUAAUCAGCAUGUUUAUCACAUGGAAACAUUUAAUCCAACACAAAAUAUGACGAAUAAAACUUAUACCUUAUUGGUAAGACCAUCUGUAAACAAUGUACAAUCAUGUCCAACGGAAACUAAACUAUGCUCUGUUGACUUCCAACAACAACAACAACAACAACAACCAAAUAUUGUAAAUAUUCAUAGUGAUGUGACAUUAUCAAAUCAAAAAUUAUUAAACAAUACUUCAGUGAUGUCUAAGUUGGAUGAAACAAAACCAUCUGGAUAUCUUUUAGUGUCAGAAAAUGAACAUUCCACUUGCAUAGAAUGUGAACAUUAUAAAGAUCGAAAUUCCACGACGUCUACAUUGUGAUCAAUGUGAAAUAACAGAGGGGCACUUUUGGUCAAUCUCUACCCUGAAUUGCUUUUUUUUUCUUUGGCUUCAUUUUGUCCAAACAAAACAGUACAGAACAUAAUUAAUUAUAUGAAACCAUUCUAUUUAUAUUAAUCACUGUAUAGUUAAAUAUCUAUUUAAUAAACAGAACUGCAAUAAAGCUG
Molecule: messenger RNA, 5114 nt
Organism: Schistosoma turkestanicum
Lineage: Eukaryota; Metazoa; Platyhelminthes; Trematoda; Strigeidida; Schistosomatidae
Source: the annotation of a GenBank genome assembly